AUGGCGAAUCCGCGGCGGUACCACGCCGGCUGCGUCGAAGGCGGCCUGGGUCCUCAGGCAAACCUCGAUGGCUUCGCCGGCCUCCAGCCAGAGGACCAAACCAAGGCCCAGGAGUUCUGUGAUCACCCGGGCGGGGUUUCGAGAGCGGAAUACGUUGAGACAGUUCGACAGGCCAAACGGCAACGGCGACGGGCCGCGGACCCAGGAGAUGCCAACCUGCCCGCGGGGGAGGCCAACGAGUACUUCGACGAGCUACCAGAGGACCAGAACCCAACGAUCCACGACACCGGCGCGAACACGUACGCCAACAGCAUCAACGCCAGCACCAAGUCCAGCACCGCGAUCAACAGCAGCAAUGCUGACAAGGACGCUUACAAUGAUGCCAGCAGCAUCGACGCUGGAAGGUUGCAGCUUUUUCUGAAAACUCUGACGGGGAAGACCGUCGUGCUCAACGUGGCGGCCAACUCCACGAUUGGGGACGUCAAGGCGAGCAUCCACACCUCCCAGGACAUCCCACCAGACCAACAACGCCUGGUUUCCAGCAACAAGCAAUUGGAGGACAGCCGCACCCUUGCGGACUACAACAUCAAGAAACACGCAACGAUGCACUUGAUGCUCCGCCUCCGCGGUGGUGGACCAGAAACCCUGCUCACGGCAUUACAUUCGUGCCAGCGCCAUGCUUGUCCACUCUUCGGUGCCGUGGCACCAGGCGCGGGCCGAUGCCCAUCCUGCCACCAGGAACGGCACUUGCAGGCACCAGCGCCGCCACCUACGACGCCGCAGCCUUCGUCAAGUUUUUCGAGUGCCUGCCUGCCAGCCUCCAUGGACCUGGAGGGUGAGACCACUCUGACGCAGCAGGCCGCCGCUCUCAAUAUCGAAGCCCCGCCUGACCUGCCCCGCGCUGCGCGACGAGACGCGCUGCAAACCACCACAGCAGCCAUGGACGCCGAUGCUCAGCCCCCGCCUCGCACGACCAUCACCGACUCCGAGUUGCAGGACUUCUUCGAGCAAGAGGCCCUCCGGUACUUCGCACUCGUUCGUGCCAGCAGCCUCACCCAGCCCGACGACGUACGGCGCACCACCAUCGAGUCCCCUAGCAACUGGGAGCGUCUCGAGCACAUCCUGCAUCGACUCGCUUACCGUCCAGAAUCCGCAGACCCUUGGACUGUGCUCGGCCUCGGCCCCCUCGAUGGCCCGGAACCCGAGGAGGUGGACAUCUGCGCCCGCACGCGGGCGGCUCGCACGCUGUGUUCUCUCGCGCGAGACAUGGCGUGGGAAGAGGGCGACCUUCGCAAGGCCCAGGCCGUCGAUGCAACCUUCGUCGCUGCUGGUGCCAAGUGCGAGGAGCUGCUCGCAGAAGCCAGGCGCGCGCGCUGCCGCACCCGCCCGGCCAAACUCCCCCGGUGGAAGGAGCUGGGCACGAACGCGCUUGCGGCCGUCUCGUCCCAUCUCGCCCCUGGCAACACACAGUUCGUCACGCAAUGGUCGCAGCUCUUGGAUGCUACCACCGACCGCUCGCAGACCAUCCAGUCCCACCGGCAGCGCAGCGCUCUGUUGGAGCAGGGCGACGAGCAGGCCCUGCGGCUGCUUGCAGGUCAGAGGGUCCUCGCCUGGGCACCUGAGAGCAAAGAUGCCCUUGGCAGGAUCCACGCGCAGCUUCUUCGGUCCGAGCCCGACUGUGCACCAGAGGCCCUCUACCUCUUGGCGCCCGUGCCGCACUUCUAUGGGGUCGACACCGCUGCCAAGCUCCUCGACCUCUGGACUCACCCCCUGUUAGGGGAGAGGUUCGCCGCCACAGUCAGGAACGUCACGAUCGUCGUGCAGCCACUGGAAUACGUGCUUCCCAGCCCCCGUGGGCCGCGGCAUGUCCGUCAAGGGCUCGCCUGCUUCCACCUGUCGCCGAGCGGGCUUCGCACCGCCCCCAGCGUGGCUACCCCGCUCACACCCCUUCUGCAGGUGGAGGAGUACAACUCCUUCAUCGUGGACGCGCACACGGACCACGUCCCCGAGAUCAUGCGAAAACUCGCCGACCCGCGCUACGCUGGCAUCUUGCGUCUCUCCGACAUGGCCAUGGAGAUGCGCAUGCGGGACAUCAAGCGCCGCGUCCUGACGAUCGACAGCUACAUUGGCCUGAAGUCCUUGUACACAGACCCGAACGUCAGCUCGCUCUGCUCGCAGCUGAUCUUCCUUACCAGCGAUAGGGUCCUGCUGCUCGCGGGGGCCUCGACGGAAACGCGGGCGCAGUUGCUGAACGACGCGGCGAAGGAGGACGAGGCGCUCACAAUUACGUGCCUCCGCUGGAAGCUUCGGAACAAUGGCGAGAUCGGCCAUGACAGCAAGGGGGUCAUCAGCAGACUGCUGCAGCACGCCUGCCACGACCAGGCUCUGGACCUCCAUCCAGCGCAAGACGCGCGCCGCCCACAGAUCGGCACUUGGGUGCACCUCUUGGACCUCAACCCCACCGCCCCCCCAGGCCACGCGCGGGUGUACCUGGGCAGCAGCGCUGACGUUCGCAAAGUCUACCAGGCGUUGCAUGGGCAGGUCCUCAAGAUCGGCACCGACACGGUCUCCAUCACUGUGCUGAACGACGCUCUGGAGGCGCUGUUCGCGACGAGCCCGUCGUCUUUUAAGAAUAAGUCUGGGUACGUGCACAAGCUUAUGACUACCGGCGACGUCGGCCUCUGGACGGAGACGCACGGUACGGCAGGCGGCAAUGCUGUCUGGGCGAAUCCGGUUGGUUGCCAGUCACGGUGGGCCCCUGGACCCACCGCUGCUGCUGCUGGGGUGGGAAUCAUUGUCCAGAACGAGUUCCUCGCCCUCUUCGACCCCGCACCCACGUGGGAGAUCAUUAUGCCAGGUCGAGCUGCCAGGCUCCGUCUACGGGGCCCGCUCGGCAAUCUCGAUUUGCAUGUCAUGUACUUUCACACGGGCUGCGAGGUCAAGCGCCGGGAUGCCAUCGACGCCGGCUUGGAUGACAUGGACCCCCUGCCGCCUUUUUUAGAACUACGGGAGGCGCUUCGUCGGCGCCUCUCCACGCACAUCGCUUCGAAGGAUACUGCGCUCAGCAUCCUCGGCGGCGGCAUGAAUUUCGUGGAGGCCCGCUGGGGCGCUCUGGUUGCACGGCCGCGCGGGCUCCACGAACUUUACCAGCCCAACAUGACGUACGCAUCGCCCAACGCACGCUCUCGACUCGACAGGCUGCACUGCAAUCAGGAGCACGCGCACUAUCUGGACUACAACAUGUCUUGCGCGGCCCUGCAGCGGUGCCCCAAGGAGCUAUCCCGCCACAGGGCAGUCAGUUUCCGCCGCGCGCGGCCGUGCCGCGACGCAGCAUUCUUGCAGCCGCUCGCCGACCACGUCGUCGACCACCCCGGCUGGCCAUCUAAGGUGGCUUUAGCUCUUGGGGAGCUGCUCGACCAGGAUCCCGAUGCAUCUGCUUUGAAAAAGGUGCCGUUGCUCAAGGAGGAAAUGCGGUCUGCUGCCACCCACCUGGAUAUGCACGCGCCCAAUGUCACAGGCGCGUUGACCACGGAGGAUCGGCUGGGAACGACGAUGCGAUUCUUGCGAGCUUCGGAGCGGCAGUCUCCGAGCACGAUCGGUUCUUGCAUCUCCCGCAACCCCGCCUUGUGCACGAUGGUCGACAACCCGUGCGACUUCACCGCCCCGCCCCAGGCGCGGCUCAGACGCAUCCGUCAGCACGCGCUCGACCUGGCGCGCGACCACUCGCUCGAGGAGCUCAAUCAGUUGCACGGCGAGUUAGCGAACCUACCCCCCGAGCAAGCCGCGCAGCGCCGCCGACGGCUGCGCGACCUUCGCGAUCUGGGCCGGCAGGGCCACGCGACCACCGACCCAUCGGCGAUGGCCUCCACCCUGCGGGACCACUGGUCGACGGUGUUCGCGGCCCAGGACACUGACGCAGACUUGCGCGCACGAUGGUUGCGCGAGGAGGCGGAGCACAUCCCGCCAGACGCGGCACGACGCCGGCCCUUCGCCACGCCUACCCGGGACCAUUUCAAGAAAGCCCUCCGCUUCUCGAAGAGUAGCGCCCCAGGCCCGGACGGCGUUGCAUUCCGGGCGUGGCGCAAGCUUGGCGAUUUAGGGACCGACGUUCUUCGCGAGGCGUUCUGCCUUCUCACCUCCGACGCUACGCUGGGAGCACUUGAUAGGGAUUGUCACGCCUUCAACGAGAGCCUCCUUGUCUUCUUGCCGAAGAAGCCUUCCCACGAGAUAGAGGACGGCAUCCUAGCCUACGAAGCGCCCAACGCCAGACCGCUCAACAUCACAAAUGCUGACAGCCGGCUUAUCUGCAGCGCGCUGCCGAACUUGUUCGACAUCGCUACGGUCGCAAAGUGCCGGGUGGUCCGGCGGGGGAACGCGGGCCAGGGCGGCUUGGACAUCGUGCGUCGCCACAGGGACAUGGAACGAGUUAUCGGGGACAGCUCAUUCAUGCAUCGUCUGGCUCACUGGCGCGAGUGGGUCGACGCCAACAUCCUUGCGAACUUGGCGCGCGCAUGCGCCAGGCUACAGCGGGCUGCCCAGAACGAGUCCCUUACCGCCUCCGCCCUGCUUCGCGGGCAAUCGCCGCGCGACGUGGCCCAGAAGGACUGGCAGAAGACGGUCGUCCUCCGCUUGGGGACCGGUGAGCGGGAGUUGGUCUACCGUGAGCUCCUUGUGACAGACGUCAUGGGGGCGCCGCCGACGCCGCAGAAGCACUCCUACAGUACGCACGCGAGGCGGCCGCUGGUCACCAUGGCCUCCGUCGCGUACUGGCUGCCACGUGGGCCCGGUAGCGCGCGGCUGCAGCCCGCGGGCGGCGCGUGA
Molecule: messenger RNA, 4821 nt
Organism: Prorocentrum cordatum
Lineage: Eukaryota; Dinophyceae; Prorocentrales; Prorocentraceae
Source: the annotation of a GenBank genome assembly